Molecule: messenger RNA, 528 nt
Organism: Botrytis byssoidea
Lineage: Eukaryota; Fungi; Ascomycota; Leotiomycetes; Helotiales; Sclerotiniaceae
Exons: 4
Coding region: 1-528 (175 amino acids)
Source: RefSeq, a predicted model, not a curated record
AUGUCCGAACAAGUCAGCCAGGUCACCGAUACAAAUAUUACCGAUGAAGCCCAGAAAAUUGACUAUAGCGAAUACAGCUGGAGUAUCGCAUCCGAAGUUACAGCACGAUUACAAGGCACACCCUAUGCCAAAAUAUGGCGGACCAGUAUGGAGAAAUUCGCAGUCACUAGAUCGAUCUUCGAUACACAAAGAGAACUUGAAGAAUUGGUUGCCAACGCACCACUUCCGUCGGAUUUGCUCAAGUCCAAGAUUGAACCUUUCCUGAUUAUGCCUACCAAAAUGGAGAUUUUCAGAGAGGAUCUAAAGAAGCUAUUGGGACCAGAAAGAGAAAAUUGGUUCUGGAAAAUCUACAAUGGAUUUCCAGGAAAUAAAGGAGCUAACACAAAAGAGAGUAAUGCAACAAGACAAGAAUUGCUUGAGUUAUUAGGAGAGCACGAGGAACUUCUCGGAGUAUUCAAGAGUACUUGGCCAGCUGGAAACUGGGAAGUUCGCUUUAUACCGAGUGGAAGUUAUGGUGAUGGAUUGUAG